AUGAACGGCUAUCAGUUGUUUUUUAUCUGAUCCUGUCCAUCCAUACCUCGACCAUGAAGUUUGCCUUGUUUCUGCUGUUUGCCCUGGUGGCUGUGGCUUGUGUUAGCGCCAACAAGAGGUGGCUUGGAUCAAGGGGUUAUUAUCGCAGAGGUUACAACCUAAGAUCCUACCGCUACGGCCCUCGUCGUUACUUUGGCCGUUACCGCUACUACGGAUCUUAUAAAGGUGCCUGUGGUGUAGAUGGUGUUUACGCUAGAUCUUCUAAUACCCUCGUCUUCUGCACCAACGGCCGCGCUUUGGUCCAGAAAUGUGCUCCAGGAUCCGCUAUCAGCGGCUUGAAGAAAGGAAGCUAUUACAGCUGGAACGCCGUUUGCAAUGUGAAUCUUCUUGGUUAGAUGCCAGUUAAAGUUCAAUGGCUUUCAAGAGAAAUCCCAGUGCCUCCGAAUUGAAUUCGAAUUCAGAUAUUGUCCAGUUUUUAUAUCAUGAUAUAUCAGUGAAUUCGACAAAGAGAGAAUAAAGAUUAUGAGAACA
Messenger RNA from Lingula anatina, 531 nucleotides. RefSeq lists its product as uncharacterized. Lineage: Eukaryota; Metazoa; Brachiopoda; Lingulata; Lingulida; Lingulidae. The record is from RefSeq and is a predicted model, not a curated record.